Molecule: messenger RNA, 1019 nt
Organism: Aspergillus nidulans FGSC A4
Lineage: Eukaryota; Fungi; Ascomycota; Eurotiomycetes; Eurotiales; Aspergillaceae
Exons: 1
Coding region: 1-837 (278 amino acids)
Source: RefSeq, a predicted model, not a curated record
AUGCUUCGCGCGGGUGCUGCACUGGCAUCGACCGCUCGUGAGGAGAAGGGCCAGAGCUGGCUAGCGAAGCGUGAGAGCUCGACCAGUCUAGUAUCUGAGGCGGGAAUGUAUGAAGUCGAUGCUAUCUCCCACGCCCUGCGGACGGGCAUCUCUCGGCGGUCGAAGUCCGGCCGUUCCACACCUGCAGCUGCGCACUCGCGAUCACGCGCAGCCAGUCGACGGAACAGCAGGCCUGACCUCUCCAUGACGGGGCUUGAGAUGUCGACGCCUUCACCUACUUCGAAGCGAAGUAGUAUUCACAUCGCCUCAGCGCCUCGAACGCCUUCUCAUGUCCCGAGCGAAGAUGCGCGGUCCACCACAUCUCUUCUUCCAGACUUCAUUGAUGAACACGUCCGUGCUGAGAUGCGAGACACAAUUCAGCAGCAUGUCGAUGGCGACUACGACUCCGCGACGUCAUAUGACUCCUGGGACUCAGAAGAGCGCGAAGAGGAUAUGGACGAGCGUGAGCUCCAACGCCUGACUCGCGAGCGUGGAUUCGGCUUAGGAAACUGGAUUGACCGCUUGGUAGAAUGGACGCUGUUCGGCGUCGACGACUGGCCGCUCUCUACUAGCACCGAUGCAGUAACAGAGCCACAAGCAGCAGAACUACAUGCAGGCCACGAAAAUAACCACGAGCCCCGCGAGUUAUCUGACAAGGAUGAUGAUGAUGAGACAAGAAGCCAAGUCUCAGAUACUAACUCCGAUAUCCCCCAUUUAGAAAGAGCUGGGGAUCACGGUGGCUGGGAAGAUGCAGGCUGGUUCAUCCGCACUUUAAAACGGGCAUUGAUAUCUACUUAAGGUGCAAGGGAAGGAUAUUUAUGUUUGUGAAGUCCAUUACGGCUAUGAAGACAUAUUCAACAAUGCCUUUUCUCCCCGAAUUAGGUGGCAAGCACAUGAUCUUUCAGUGCUUUUGAAUCUUGCGAUUCUUCAUCUGGUGUUCAAUGGUUGUAUUCUGAUCUACCCAAAUACCCGCAGCUUUG